Messenger RNA from Coffea arabica (coffee), 2256 nucleotides. RefSeq lists its product as uncharacterized. The record is from RefSeq and is a predicted model, not a curated record. Lineage: Eukaryota; Viridiplantae; Streptophyta; Magnoliopsida; Gentianales; Rubiaceae.
AUGAGGGCUCCACCGUUUACAGAUGAUAUAAACGAGGAAAUGCUUCCUCCCAAUUUUAAACUCCCCGCAGUACAAUCUUAUGAUGGCCGAGGUGACCCCGAAGACCACAUCCAUGCCUUCAUCUCGGCCUUCCGCCUAUACUGCAUCCCAGACCCUGUCAUAUGCCGAACCUUUCCAGUAUUCCUCCGAGGAACUGCUCAAAAAUGGUUCUGGGCUCUAGAACCUAGGAGCAUCUCAACCCUGGGUGAAUUAGUGGAAAAGUUUCUCCACCGAUUUGUCUCCUCCCGACCUACGACCAAGACCUCGGCUUACCUGCUCACUGUGCAGCAGAACCGGGGAGAGUCACUCCGGUCGUACAUCCGGAAGUUUCACGAGGAAAGCGUUCAGAUACCUGACCCCAAUGAACAGGUAACCCUCGCUGCCUUCACCCAUGGACUCGUUGCCGGGGAGUUUAAUACGAGAAUCCAUAAGAAAUACCCCCGCACACUGCAUGAAUUGUGGUUGAAGAUCGAAAAGGGCAUACAGGCCGAAGACCUCCACCGCAUGAAGAAAGAGGUCCAAGCCACCCGUCCAAGGGCUGAUCUCAGAAAGAGAAAAGACGCUGGCCGAACUGAAGCAGGGUCGGGAAGUGGCUUCCGAAAUCCUGGCCGAGACCGCCGCAGCGUGUUCGACAGGAUAUCCAAGGGGAAGUCACCUAUUCCCGAGUCCGAAUUGACUCCUUUGAAUACUACCCGAUCUCACAUGUUGUCCGUGAUGGAACAAAACAACCUCGGAAAGGCCCCACCGAGGAUGCUUGGAAGCAGAGACAAAAGGAACUCGAACCUCUACUGCUUGUAUCACCGUGACAUCGGUCACGAGACUGAGGAUUGCAACGAUCUCAAGAGGGAGAUCGAGAACCUCAUUAGACGGGGGCACUUAAAACAGUUCAUCCGCCAAGGUGGAGGCCACCAACGUGACGAAAACCGGCGUGACAGACGAGGUGACCAACGCCGAGAUGAGCGGCGGACCUCCAGAAGCAGUUGCCGACCUCAUGAGGAUCCCAGGGAGACGAAAAGGCCUCCCCCAGACGGAUCUGCAGGACAUGGGUUGGGAUAUGGGCCGAACAUCGUCAGAGUCAUUAACACCAUUGCCGGAGGUCCGACGGGAGGGGAUAGUCAGAACUCCCGGAAGAGGACCUAUAGGCAGGCCAACCCGGAUCAAGCCGAGUCGUGUUCUCGCCUGUCCGAGGUGAUCACCUACGGACCCAGUGAUCCCGUCCUAACUGCCUCCAGCAGUCAUGAAACCUUGGUGAUUGAAGUCCUCACCAACAACUACAUUGUGAAAAAGGUCUACAUAGAUCCGGGAAGUUCAGUUGACGUCAUGUACCUCCGCACUUUUGAGAGUCUUAAACUGGUUAGAGAGCACAUGACCCCAGUGAGAACCCCUCUUGUAGGGUUCGGAGGGCACGUUGUCCACCCCGAGGGAAUGGUGACCCUGACGGUGACCGUGGGGCACCACCCCCGCUGCCGAACUAUCCCAGUGAACUUUGUGGUGGUUAAGGCCGACUCCCCGUACAACUUGCUCUUGGGGCGACCCACUCUUAAUGCUCUGCGGGCAGUGUACUCUACCUACCACCUAAGCUUUAAGUUUCCUACUCCCGCAGGAGUGGUCGAGGUCAGUAGCGACGUCUGCGCUGCCCGGGAGUGUUACCUCGCCACUGUACAAGCGGCCUCCCCAUCAACCUCCGGAACGAGACCCGAGAAGAGGUCAAAUAUCCUCUCAAUAGAUAGCAUUGAUCCUCAGCGAGCUGAGAAGGUCCCGAGGCUGGAGACUGGGGAUGAGGUGGAAGAGCUUCCCCUGGACCCCACGAAACCUGAUCAGACAGUUCGCGUUGGUACCAGAUUGCCCGAUCCAGUCCGAAGAGGUAUGGUGGACCUUCUCAGAGAAUACCGGGUCGUCUUUGCUUGGGCCGCCGAAGAGGUCCAAGGAGUCCCGUACCAUCUCAUGAUGCAUGAGCUGAACGUCGACCCCCAAACCCGUCCGGUCAAACAGAAGAGAAGGCACCUCGCCCUGAGCGCAGCCGAGCUGUCGGUGAGGAAGUGGACAAACUCUUACCCGCUAAAAUCAUUCGGGAAGUCCAAUACCCAACCUGGGUGUCCAACCCGGUCAUGGUCAAGAAGGAUACGGGGGCUUGGAGGAUGUGUGUCGACUUCACCGACCUCAACAAGACCUGCCCCAAGAACUGUUACCCACUGCCCAAGGUUGAUACCUUGGUAG